AUGACAUUCCUCAAGACCCUUCUUCUGGCGGCGACCCUGUCAGUCGCUUCAACCGCCGAAACCACCUGCCCAGCAGGCUGGCUCCUAAACACCUGGACCGUCACAAGAUGCUGCUCAGGCACCAUGGUCGUCGACGAGCAAGGCGCAUACUGCUGCGUCACUGACAUGAGAGCUUACAAAGAAGCACUCACCAACACAGCCUUGCUCUACGAGACGGCCACCACGACCAGCGACACCAACUGGUCCACGGUAGAAAAUUCUUGCGUGGCGGAGGUCCGCUUCACGGCUACCGACUACUCGGCCCAGGUCUCGUCGGCGGCGAGCAAGGCUGAGGCUACUACUACCAAUGAUUCAACGAGCGAGGUAACCUCAACGAGCACUACGGCUUCUGGUGCUAGCUCUGGUGCAGGAUCGCAGACUUCGACCUCGAUUCCGACUGCGACUUCGACUGCGACUUCAGGUUCGGCUUCUACUUCAACUCCGACUUCCACUUCGACUACGACUUCGACCUCGAACGCGGCUAUGCCACUUGUUACCGGUGAAGGGCUUGUGCUCGGUGGUGCGGCAUUCGCUGCUGCCCUUUUCAUGCUGUGA
Messenger RNA from Penicillium roqueforti, 594 nucleotides. RefSeq lists its product as uncharacterized. NCBI's taxonomy places the organism in Eukaryota, Fungi, Ascomycota, Eurotiomycetes, Eurotiales, Aspergillaceae. Bases 1 to 594 code for a protein of 197 amino acids. The transcript has a single exon. The record is from RefSeq and is a predicted model, not a curated record.